UCCAAGCGAAAGCAGAGUGCAUGCAGCAGCGACGUGAACACAAGCAACACAAAUCCACACCAUCGGAACCUAAUUGGCGACUUCUUCAACAGCGUGACCGCACGCCGCUCUUCCUCUUCGUCCUCCUUCUCCUCUUUCUUCUCCUUUUUCUUGGUGUCUUCUUGUCCUGCUCGGUCAACUUUGCACUGGCGGGAAGUUCUCACACGUUUGACAGGGGGGGUGCCAAUUAUCGGACCUUGCCGUGCGAAAGCUCCUCGGCCGCCGCUGACCCUGUUAGCCACCUUUAAUGUCAACUCCCCGGCGCCCGAGUGGAAGGAAUUACCUCGCUUUUAGUCUCCAAUCGGGAAAAAAUGAGGAGGCGCACAGCAGAAUGCCGAGCUUGACUGCACCGUGGUGAAACGAGCUCGGGACUGUGUGGAUAAAAACCCUGAGGGGUUUUGACAUUUUAGCUUUUUUUCCCCCAUUAUUUUAUAUUUUAUUUAUUUUUUUGCUCCUCUUCUGGCCUGAGUGCGUUUUGGAGCAGCGCGGGGAGGAAAACGGUGGGGGUGGCGCAGAUGAUGGUGUGGUGCCGCUCAGCCGUGUGCAGAGCCCUGGCUCUCCUGGCACUCCUGGGCCUCCUGCUUCCCAUCCGACAGGGGGGUUGCUCGGGGCCCGACGGGGGCGGCGGCUCUGGGGACCGGGAUGACUCUCCGCGCUCAGGUGCGACCCCCCAGGGGGCCCUGAACAGGCACAGGCGCAGCUGGGUAUGGAACCAGUUCUUCGUGCUAGAGGAGUUCACGGGAAACGAGCCACUCUACGUCGGAAAGCUCCACUCGGAUGUAGACAAGGGCGACGGCAAGGUGAAGUAUGUGCUAUCGGGCGAGGGCGCCACUUCAAUCUUCACCAUUGAUGAGAACACUGGAGACAUCCACGCUACCAAGCGUCUGGAUCGCGAAGCUCAGGCCUACUACACACUUCAAGCCCAAGCCGUGGACCGACUCAGCAACCUGCCGGUCGAGCCCCGCUCUGAGUUUGUGGUCAAAGUUCAGGACAUCAACGAUAACGAACCCAAGUUCCUCGACGGUCCUUACUUUGCCGGAGUGCCAGAGAUGUCACCGCUUGGAACGAUGGUGGUGCAAGUGGCGGCCACGGACGCUGACGACCCCACGUACGGGAACAGCGCCAGGGUGGUGUACAGCAUCGUGCACGGGCAGCCAUACUUCUCAGUGGAGCCCAAGACAGGUGUCAUCAGGACGGCUUUACCUAACAUGGACCGCGAGACCAGAGACCAGUACGUGCUGGUCAUCCAGGCAAAGGAUAUGGUGGGUCAGAUGGGUGGACUAUCGGGAACAACGUCCGUCACCGUCACGUUAACUGACGUCAAUGACAACCCGCCUCGCUUCCCUCACAAGGUCAACCAGUACACAGUCUUGGAAUCACUUCCCGUGCAGUCCGUGGUAGCCCGAAUAAAGGCGACUGACGCCGACAUUGGACCCAACGCCGAGAUGGACUACCAGUUAAUGGACGGGGACGGUCCUGGUGUAUUCAACAUCACAACAGAUGAGAACACACAGGAGGGAGUUGUUCUUCUUCUUAAGCCUCUGGACUUUGAAACCAAGAGCAGCUUUUCUCUACGUGUGGAGGCCACUAACAGGAACAUCGACACCAACUUCCUGAACUUGGGCCCGUUCAGCGACACCACCUCGCUAAAGGUGACGGUGGAGGACGUGGACGAAGUGCCCGUCUUCGCCACGCCGCUCAGCAAGAUGUCCGUCUCCGAGGACGCCCGGGUGGGCACGUCUAUCGGGAGGGUGUCAGCGCACGAUCCGGACACCUCCAACAACGGCAUCAGGUACUCCAUCGACCGUAACACGGACAUGGAACGCUUCUUCAAUGUGGAUGCCCUAAGCGGGGUCGUCAGUACUGCCAAACCUUUAGACCGCGAGGCUAAUUCGGUGCACAACCUUACCAUCUUGGGAAUCGAGAGCCAGGACCCCAACCAAAUCGGCAAAGGCCUAGCCAUCAUCACCGUGCUUGACGUCAACGACAAUGCGCCCGUCUUCGCCAUUGACUAUGAGACCCUCUUGUGUGAAAACGCCAUGCCGGGAACGGUGAUCCAGACAGUCAGCGCCAUAGACAAGGACGAGCCUCAGAAUGGCCACCGCUUCUUCUUCUCGCUUGACACCGCCGUGGCAGGAAAUCUCAACUUCACAUUGCGGGACAACAAAGAUAACACUGCAUCCAUACUGACUAAACGAGGCGGCUUCCGUCGACGAGAACAGCCCGUGUACCGCCUCCCAGUACUGAUCCAGGACAGCGGCAGCCCGGCCCAGAGCAGCACCAACACGCUGUCUGUGCGCGUAUGCGAGUGUGAUGCCGACGCCGUGCCCCAGUCGUGCGGCGCCGUGGCCUACACGGCCACCGGCCUGAGCACCGGCGCCCUUUUGGCCAUUUUGGGAUGCAUCCUCACGCUGCUAGUGAUGGUCCUGCUCAUCGUUACCAUGCGUCGUCGGCGGAAGGUUCCGCUCAUCUUAGAGGAAGAGCGAGACAUCCGAGAGAAUAUCGUCCGCUACGACGACGAAGGCGGCGGCGAGGAGGACACGGAGGCUUUCGAUAUGGUCGCGCUGCGCAACCUCAACGUCAUCAGAGACCCCAGCGUUCGGCGUGACGUCACCCCAGAUACACCGACCUUUUUUCACUACACGUCAAGCGCGGCGGCGACCCGUCCGGCGUACAAGUCGCUCCCGGACAACGUGGUGUUCCGGGAGUUCAUCUGGGAGCGGCUCAAGGACGCUGAUGUGGACCCAUCGGCACCGCCCUACGAUUCGCUGCAGACGUACGCCUUCGAGGGCAGCGGCUCGGUGGCCGACUCACUCAGCUCGCUGGAGUCGCUCAGCACCGACUCGGACCAGAACUACGACUACCUUAGCAACUGGGGGCCGCGUUUCAAGAAGCUAGCCGAUCUGUACGGGAACGCGGACGGCGCCGGAGGCGUCAGCGGAGGUGGGGCUGUCUUCUCGUAGCCUUUGAGGACUCUGACAGACGAGAGAUUAUUCGUGAGACGAUUUAGGGAGAGAUUGAAAGACGAGACACGGGAAGCAAGGGAAAGACUCUUCAAAAAGCUUUGGGGUUUGUUUACCUCAUCGGAUGGAUGCGACUUCAAAUGUGGCGACUUUAAAGAUUUCUCUUUGGGCUUCAGUGCAGACUAUGACUGUAUAAUGGGAGCAGGAGAAACCUUUCCACAGGGUGUCAACUGGCGCUAACACUUCUACCUGCCAUCUAACAACACUGAGUUUGUGUUCUGGAAAAUGAUGGUUUAGUCCAGUCGACUUUUGACACGGAUGAUCGAGACUUUAACCAAAAAGUUGUAGAAAUUGGGUUUUUAGGUGACAGUUAAGAAUUCAGAAUGAAUUUGAGCUUCCCUAAACUUUUGGAAUCACUUAAAUUUUAAAAUCUCAAACUUUUGGGCAAAAUUAGUCGAGUCCUGUUGAUUUUUGUGGGUUAUUUUGACCUGAAUGAUCGAGACUUCGACCCAAAAAUUCUCGAAAUUGGGUUUUUAGUUGAAACUUUAGAAUUCAAAAUGAAUUGGAGCUUCACUAAACUUUUGCGAUCACAUGAAAAUGUAAAUUCUCAAACUUUGGGACAAAAUUGGUUGAGUCCUGUUGAUUUUUGUGGGUUAUUUUGACCUGAAUGAUCGAGACUUUGACCAAGAAAUUCUCGAAAUUGGGUUUUUAGGUGAAAGUUUAGAAUUCAGAAUGAAUUUGAGCUUCAUGAAACUUUUGCAAUCACAUGAAAAUGUAAAUUUUCAAACUUUGGGGCAAAAUUGGUCCAGUCCUGUAGAUUUUGUGGGUUAUUUUGACCUGAAUCAUCGAGACUUUGAACAAAAAAAUUGAAGAAAUUGGGUUUUUAGGUGAAAGUUAAGAAUUCAGAAUGAAUUUGAGCUUCACUAAACUUUUGGAAUCACAUAAAUUCUAAAAUCUCAAACUUUUGGGCAAAAUUGGUCGAGUCCUGUUGAUUUUUGUGGGUUAUUUUGACCUGAAUGAUCGAGACUUUGACCAAAAAAUUCUCGAAAUUGGGCCUUAAGGUGAAAGUUUAGAAUUCAGAAUGAAUUUGAGCUUCACUAAACUUUCGCGAUCACAUGAAAAUGUAAAUUCUCAAACUUUGGGGCAAAAUUGGUCGAGUCCUGUUGAUUUUGGUGGUUAUUUUGACCUGAAUGAUCGAGACGUUGACCGAAAAAUUCUCGAAAUUGGUUUUUAAGGUGGAAGUUUAGAAUUCAGAAUGAAUUUGAGCUUCACUAAACUUUUGUGAUCACAUGAAAAUGUAAAUUUUCAAACUUUGGGGCAAAACUGGUCAAGUCCAGUUGAUUUUUGUGGGUUAUUUUGACCUGAAUGAUCGAGACUUUGACCAAAAAAAAUCUCGGAAUUGGGUUUUUAGGUGAAAGUUUAGAAUUCAGAAUGAAUUUGAGCUUCACUAAACUUUUACGAUUACAUGAAAAUGUACAUUUUCAAACUUUGGGGCAAAAUUGGUCGAUUGCUGUUGAUUUUGGUGAGUUAUUUUGACCUGAAUGAUCAGGACUUUGACCAAAAAAUUCUCGAAAUUGGGUUUUAAGGUGAGAGUUUAGAAUUCAGGAUGAAUUUGAGCUUCACUAAACUUUUGCGAUCACACAAAAAUGUAAAUUCUCAAACUUUGGGGCAAAAUUGGUUGAGUCCUGUUGAUUUUUGUGGGUUAUUUUGACCUGAAUCAUCAAGACUUUGACCAAAAAAACUGUAGAAAUGGAGUUUUUAGGUGAAACCUGACAAAACUUUUACGACUAAAUUCGUCCAGUAGGCUUUUGCAGGUUAAUUGAUGAUCAAAACUAGACGCAAAACGUUCUGCAAAUUAAAAUUUGAGGUAAAUUUUUCAGAAUUCAGAAAGAAUUUGAGCUUCACUAUUGACAUCACCUGAAAGUGCAAUAUUCCGAAGUUUAUGAGUCUCAAUCAAGUAGCGAAUCGUGCUAAAGACACGAACCAUUCAGAACAAUGACUAUUUGAUGUCUCACACUUCGCGAUGUUGAAAUAUCGCGACUGUUAUUUUUUAGGGUUUUAAUCCAGACUCACUUCAGAUGUAAAAACAAUCCCAUUCGGGUUGUGUCGCCAUUCUUAAUACGCUUGAUUGUGACAUUGAUGCCACUUAGACGCUAGAAGUGUGACAGUCAUACGCCGCCGGGCGAUGUGGGAGUUUGAAGUCUUUGCUUCUGUAGUCCAGCAUAUACGUAUGCUCACUUUUAUUAAUGGAACACACACUGUAUGAUAAACUUGUUUUUUUCCCCUCACGUUCACGUACAACUGAUGGGUGUUGCUAUUUAUUUUCAGCAGGCAGGAUUGUGACUUUUUAUUGUCCUUUUUUCAUGAAAUAAAAUUGGCAUUCAGUUUAGCACGCGUGUUCAUUUCUGUGACUUUGAGAGAUUCUUGCUGCUAU
Molecule: messenger RNA, 5436 nt
Organism: Corythoichthys intestinalis (scribbled pipefish)
Lineage: Eukaryota; Metazoa; Chordata; Actinopteri; Syngnathiformes; Syngnathidae
Product: cadherin-7-like
Exons: 12
Coding region: 555-3002 (815 amino acids)
Biological process (GO): homophilic cell-cell adhesion; calcium-dependent cell-cell adhesion; multicellular organism development
Cellular component (GO): adherens junction; catenin complex; plasma membrane
Molecular function (GO): calcium ion binding; cadherin binding
Source: RefSeq, a predicted model, not a curated record